Brachypodium distachyon (stiff brome) is the source of this 2361-nucleotide messenger RNA. Its product is annotated as WAT1-related protein At1g68170. The transcript has 8 exons. The coding region runs from base 1006 to 2175 and encodes 389 amino acids. Gene Ontology annotation, cellular component: plasma membrane. NCBI's taxonomy places the organism in Eukaryota, Viridiplantae, Streptophyta, Magnoliopsida, Poales, Poaceae. The record is from RefSeq and is a predicted model, not a curated record. Gene Ontology annotation, molecular function: transmembrane transporter activity.
GCGGCCGUGCCGGCCCAGCCCAGCGCCCCCUGCCUCUGCCCCGCCGCCCCUGACACAUGGCCCGCGCCGGCACCUGCCUUGCCCUGCCCGGUCCCGCCGCCCCGGACCCAUGGCCAGCGCCGGCUCCGACCAAUGCCUAGCAUCGCCGGCCGCUACCCCAUGGCCUCCUUUCGUCCCCUCCCACUUCCUCAAAUCCGUGCAGCUCCAUCAUCCCACGCUCUCCACUGCUCCCUCUGCUCAGAUAGAUGGCGGCCGAGUUGGCGGAGGACGAAGGCGCGGACGUGUAUCUGGGCGGAAGAAUCGGCGGGAGGGAAGUUUCACCUCGGUUGGGCGAUCCCUAUGCUCCAUGCGGGGAAGCCCGAGGCUGAUUUGGGGGACGGUUGGAAGUGUUGGGGAACCGGACAGGGCUUCUGCCGGAGUUUUUUUUUUUUGUAUUUAGCUAUUGGGCACCUGAUAAUGCUUCUUUUGGAGAUGCUCUAAAUUAUAUUCACGAUACACAACCAGUGCCAAAGAGACGGUCACUUCGCUCUCUCGAUCGGCUUUGUCCUUUUAGCGAGCACGGAGCAUCCUGGCCUAGUCGCCAUGUCUCUCUCUAGCCUGGCCUAGCCAAUAAUUUGUUGCUGACGGAGGACAAUCAUGGGCUCGUGGUUGUUUUCAUCUUAAUGCGAACUCCUGUUUUCGUGGAUGAAAAUGAGAACCAAUAUCUCUCAUCUGAAUAUCAUGCUUUCCGGCCCGAAUUACUCCUUGCGUUCAGGAGGUGUAGUCGUCGCAUCUACACUGUUCAAAGACAGGUUUUGGAGGGGAAUCCAGUACUCAAGGCUUAAUCCUAGCUAUCAAGUCGGUCAAUCACAGAAGCACGUGAAACAAAACUAAUCAUUGCGCCAUCUCUUCUCGAUUUUUUUUUACUAGACUGGCCCAUCACGGCCGGCGAAGCUCCUCAAAAUGGGUCAAGUGAUGUGACUCCAGUGGUAGGCAAACCAAUGUUAGGCUAAGCUUGAGCUAGAAAUGGAGGGAAGGCAGGCAGCUGGAGGUGGAGGAGGAGGAUGUGGCAUGACGGCAGAGGCGGCGAGGCCGGCGGCGGCGAUGGUGGGACUUCAGGUGCUCUUCGCGGUGCUGCAGAUCUUCUUCAAGCUCGCGCUCAACGACGGCAUGGACGCGCGCGUCCUCGUUGCCUACCGCUUCAUGUUCGCUGCCGCCGUUCUCUGCCCCGUUGCCUUCCUAGUCGAGAGGAAGAAACGACCACCACUAACCAUGAAGGUGGUACAAUACUUGUUCUUGUGUGGAUUGUUUGGAAUUGCUAUAAACCAAAAUUUGUAUGUGCUGGCUAUAAAGUUGACUUCAGCAACCUUUGUUACUGCUAUCGCCAACCUCGCCCCUGCAACCACCUUCCUUCUUGCAAUCUUGACCAGGCUUGAGACUCUGAAACUAAGGAAUCCAGCUGGACAAGCAAAACUUGUUGGAACGCUUGUAGGCAUGGGUGGUGCAAUGUUGCUUACAUUCUACAAGGGCACAGAGUUGACACUUCUCAGACGGCUGCCACGUCCCAGGCUUGUCCACAUCACGGAAGCUCAUCACCACUCCCACCCACCAUCAACCGGCAAUCAAAUUCUAGGCUCGUUUCUGGGCAUCAUGAGUUGUUUCAGUUACGCGGCAUGGGUAGUCAUCCAGGCGAAAGUGGGCGAAGAUUACCCCUGCCACUACUCCAUCGCUGCAAUGGUAUGCCUCUUCGGUGCACUUCAGUCCACUGUCGUGGCUGUUUGCGUUCACAGGGACAUGGCACAUUGGAGGUUAGGACUCAACAUCAGACUAUAUUCCUCAGCCUAUGCAGGCUUGAUAGCAUCCGGAUCUGCAUUCCCGUUGCUAUCGUGGUGCUUGCGAAAGAAAGGUCCCCUGUUCAUCGCUGUGUUCAGCCCGUUGAUGCUUAUCUUCGUCGCGGUGAUGAGCUCUAUUGUUCUUGACGAGCCUUUGUACCUCGGCAGUGGGCUUGGUUCUAUCCUAAUUGUGUGUGGUUUGUACCUGGUUCUUUGGGGCAAAGCAAAAGAACAAACUGAUGUGUCCAAAGAUGAAGAUCUGGGCAAGGAAUCCAUUCCUGUGACAGCUACGAGUGAGAGCGGAGUAAGACAAGGAGAAUCAGGAAAUGAGGCCUCAAGUAGCUGCUUGGCAACCCAAAAAUAAACCUUUCUUAUAGGAUGUAUGUUUUCUCCUAAUACUUAUGUGUACUCCUUUAUUUUGGGAGUACACAUAAGAAUGGAGUACUAAGGUUAGAUUUGGCAUUGAUGUAUUCCAAAAUGCCAUGUAUCUCACUGGACAUCAUGCAAUGCUCACUGAGCCGAUCCUAUCCUACUGUUAUAAGUUGCAUCA